CGGCGAUGAACAAGCACAAGCAGCAACACCAGCGUGAAGUGUGAACAAACACCACCCCCACUACCGAGACCAGCGACCAAUCGCCCUGGCACAAAGAGCACUCCACUCCGACGUGCCCGCCUGGCCUUUCCGUUCGUCAACGCACGCCGCCGCCGCCCCAAUCCCCGGCCUAACCGAACUUGUCCGAAUGUCCGGUACAGGGACACGAAGUCAAGCAGAACGUGGAGGGCCACGAAAUUCAGCUAGCCUGCCACUCAGUGGCGGCGCUCGCUGCCAAACCGCCGGCCGGUGCGGUGCCCGAUCUCCACGCCGGCAUGACCACCGCACUAGAAAAAAGUUCAGAUAACCCGCCACUACCUGACUGACGACCGUUUCUGAUCCAAUCCGCCCCCUCCAAUCACUCCUGAAUCAUCGCUCGGCACAGUGCCCGGCGCCACUAUAAAUUGCAGCCAUUGAUCAUGGAUCCAUUGAUCAGAGGUAGUGUUAGAGAGAGAGAGUCAGAGAGGGAGAAAGAAGCAAUGGCGGCGGCGAUCGACGACUCGUGCCGGCGGCCAGGGUCGGUGCCGUUCAAGUGGGAGGUGUGCCCGGGGACGCCCAAGCACGUCCGGAGCAGCAGCGCCAGCGCCGCGCCGCCGCCCUACUCCUCCCCGUCUCCGCUCCCCAAGGUGGCCGUGUCGCCGAAGCUGACGCCGCCCCCGGCCAUGUCGCUAUCGCCGUACCACUCCCCGCGGGUAUCCUACUACGCCGCACGCUCCGCGUCGGUAUCGCCGUCCCGGCGCCGCGCCCCGCACCGCCCGACGGCCUUCCUCGACAUCGCGCCCCGGGUCGCCCCCGCGUCGUACGGCCCCGGCCCCGAGGAUGAGGACACGGCGGCGUCGGCGGCGGCGAGUAGGUGCUUCCCGCUCCCCGUGUUCCGGAGGAGGGACCGGGACGGCAAGAGAGGCAGUGGCUCGGGGCGGCAGCCCGGGGCGUCGUCGUCCGGGAGCAGCUUCAGGUCGGACGGCGCGCCGUGGCCGACCGGCCUGCGGCGGUCGGCGUCGAGCUCGUCGUCCUCGUGCCUGUCCCUGUCGUCCAGGAGCAGCGGCAAGCUGGUCGAGGCGAGGGAGGUGGAGGCUGCCGGCGGCUGGUUCUAUUGAGACAACCGGCAACGGCAAGUCGGCAAGGCAAUCAAGGAUGCAUAGCUGAAGAACAAGGAUUGGAAAAGUUUGUCAGCGUGUGAUGAGACGUUGAGACCCCAGCAAGAACAUGUAGUGAUUCUUGGCUGGAGACUGUGUUUGUAUGCGCACGUUCUUGUGUACAAAACAGUUGCUCGUCGAUCCGAUAGUUUCAGAUACGUCAGAUACUGGAUUGUGCAGAAGUCAGCUGAUGAGAGAAAAAAAUAACAGUGUCACCUCACGAUCGAUUUAUAAUCUGCAAUAAAGGAUAAAACAGGGCAACUUAUAUUGUGUA
Panicum hallii is the source of this 1449-nucleotide messenger RNA. Its product is annotated as verprolin-like. The transcript has a single exon. NCBI's taxonomy places the organism in Eukaryota, Viridiplantae, Streptophyta, Magnoliopsida, Poales, Poaceae. The record is from RefSeq and is a predicted model, not a curated record. The coding region runs from base 459 to 1136 and encodes 225 amino acids.